Molecule: messenger RNA, 297 nt
Organism: Rodentolepis nana
Lineage: Eukaryota; Metazoa; Platyhelminthes; Cestoda; Cyclophyllidea; Hymenolepididae
Source: the annotation of a GenBank genome assembly
AUGAGUGACGAGGAUGUGCUCUUUGAUAACACUUACGAGCUGUGCGAAAUAAUUGGCAAUUCGCUUUUGUCAUUAAGGGGCCCAUUUAGUGUUGUUCGUCGGUGCGUUCAUCACGAAAGUGGGCAAUCAUUUGCCGUUAAAAUAAUAGAUAUUACCAAAUUUACUGGCAGUCCUGGUUUAUCUACUGCAGAUUUAAAGCGCGAAGCUAGCAUCUGCCACUUACUUAAACAUCCUAACAUUGUUGAACUCAUAGAGACAUACAGCAGUGAUGGGAUGUUGUAUAUGGUUUUCGAAUAG